GUUAACAGAAGUCGAACGGAAAAGCCGAUAAUCGAUGUUUGUCUUACAUUUCAGUAAAUUACAUGUCCAGCAGGCUCUUGAAUUCCACAAAGUUGUUUACUUGUGCUAUAUGUUUUCAUAGUUGGAUUUUGUUUUAUUAGUAUGAACAUUAAACAAACAGAGCAACAUGAUCGAAAAUUGAGUGAUUCUGAGCUUGAAAUGUAUAGUGUGAAAUCCACCGACCUGCAGGAAUCAGUGGAGAAUGUGGAAGAAAGGGAUGUUGAGAGCGAAGAUGAAAACGACUAUGAGGCCAAAGAAAAUAACGAAGGAGUAAAUGGCACCACUCGUACAGUUACGUUACAAACUUUAAUGAGCGCAAAUGUUUUGCAGCCAGGAAGAUCACUAAUGACAAUAGAUUACUUGGGACAAAAGUUUGUUGGAGAUUUAAUGCCGGAUGGCAAGAUUAAGUCACAAGAAACAGAAACUGUUUUCCUCACACCAAGUGCUUGGGCAGUGCAUUGCAAACGCAUUAUUAAUCCCGAAAAGAAAAGUGGCUGCGGUUGGGCAUCUGUAAAAUAUAAAGGAAAAAAGUUAGAUGCUUAUAAAAACUCAUGGCUGAGAAAGUGCGCGUUACAAAAAGAAAGCAGCGUGGACGAUUUGGACUCAGAAGCUGACAAAAAGGCAGAUUUUCUUUUACCACUAAUAAAACGAACUUUGUGCCCAUACAAUACUGUAAUCAAUAGAAAUUUUUCGCAUGAUGGAAAUAUGCUUAUCAAAGCAGUGCCAUUUACAUCAAUGGGCAAAGUUCAACCAUUUUUAGUUACGUUUAAUUCCUCAGCUCUACUACUUGCUGAUUUUCACUGUCACUUAACUAUGCGAGAAGUUUGCGGUUAUUUUGGAGGCCAUUGGGAUAUAAAUACACACACACUCACGAUAAAUAAAGCCUAUCCAUGUCGAAACGCUCGCUAUGAUCCUCAAAAAGUGGCCGAAGAAGAGCGCGACAUAAAAAACGCGAUUAUGCAAGAUCAGCUUUUACUCGUGGGUUGGUACCAUUCCCAUCCAAAGUUUCAAGCGGAACCUUCAUUGCGGGACUGUGACGCUCAGUUGGACUUUCAAAUUAGAAUGCGUGGUUUAUCAGAUGUCACUUAUACUCCUUGUGUUUCAACAAUCAUUUCAUCUUAUUAUGACGAAAAUCCAACUUUAGAAUCAGUUGUAAAAUCUAUUUGGAUUAUGCCACCAAAUGAAACUAAGCAAAUAGCGGAAUAUGGAUGUCCAAUGCUAAUGCAAUACUCAGUUUUGAUGGACAAGGAGAUACCAGAAUAUGUGCGGUGUGAAGUUCAGGCGUGUGCUGAAUAUUACGCAUUGUUUAAAAAUGAAUUUGUGAAAUUCAAUAGUUUAUUCAGUGAAGAUGUUACUUUUUUAGAAAAGUUAAAAAACACCUUGCGCUCUAAAAUUCCUAUAAAGCAAGAUUAUACGACCUUAUGGAGCUGGAUUUGUGAAGUUUUGGGUUGUGCACAAAAAGAAGAAUUUAUUCCUUCUAAAACGAUACCAACCAUUGACGUAAAUAAGGGUGAAACAACUGACACAACUAUAUCUAUGCCAUAUUCGGUGAAUUCGCCACAAGAUGAAAAAACAAAAGAUGAUUAUAUCACUAGAAUUGUUGAACUGGAAAAAAAUGAUUUUGAUAAAAAGGUUAGCGAAAUAAAAGUAAUGACCCUGCAGGAACAACUUUGCUUGCCAUCGGGAUUAAACAUGAAUCCGGUGCGUACGUAUGCACCUUUGACAACACCAAAUCUGUUGGGAGUCGGUAAUAGGUCGUCUCUUCCAACCCAAAACACCCCGUCAUCUUCUUGCCAUACACCUAUUAGUUCAGAAAAUACAACCAUAUGUUCAGGGCUACUAUCCCCACUGCCGACCGUCGUUACAGCUGGUAAUAAUACCACCGCAACUAAGUCAACUGUGUCUGCUACAGAAAUCUACGACAGUCCGAUAACGGUUCCCUCAAGCCCAGCCAAAUCUGAGAUACCUAUCAAAAGUUCUUCACCACCUAAAUCCGAAACACCAUUGUAUACUCUACAUUUGCUUAACUCUCCUGUACAAAGUCCCAGGAGCAAUAGUAAUAUUACCCAAAAUAUCUCUAACAAUAAUAAGUACGAGACCCCUAAUAUAUCUCAAACGCAAUCUGCAAUAUUCCCUUCUACAACGAAUGAUUUGGUUGCUGCGAGUUUGGCGCAACUGACUGGUCAGCUAGUACCCAAUUUUCUACAAAAUGAUUUAGCUAAUCUUUUUCAACAGCACCAGAGUGAUAAAAAUUAUGGAAAUUAUACUCUUAAUCAAAUAGCUUCUGGAAAUGGUGAAGAACAAAAAAAUAGUUUAAGCGAAACAGCCGCAAGCCGUUGCUCGAAGAACUUCAAUUUGCCGCGUAUACAAGAAUUAUUAGUACAUAAUCAAGAAAUGUUAAUAAAUACUAAAAAUAAAACAGAUCCAUCGAAAAUAUCUUCGAAUUUAAAUUUCUCAUCGAUUUCCUCAAAUUUUCACAAAACGAAACUAAUGAAAGAAUUAAGUAAUAUUAAAAAUGAUCCUUCUAAAAUAAACAAAUUAAUGCGUUCUCCGGAAUAUGCUGCUCUCUUAUUACAUCAGGCAGAAGCACUCGGUGCAACUACUCUAAGUACUCUUGGGAUUGGAUCAGAUUUAAAUUUCUUAACAGGAAGUAGUAUUGGGACCAAAGCCAAUGCAUCACAAAUUGCUGACUAUAAUAACUUAGUUCAAGUUUCAAAAACUCUUGGGUAUGAAUCUUGUAUGCAAUUAGCAAAAUCUGAUGAUUUGAAUAAUUUUCUACAACAACAAAUAGGCGCUGUUGCAGCUGCUACUUUAGCUAAUGUGUCCCUAUCGUCGUCACAUAAUGCCUCUAAAAAGCAAAAGCAGCCAGAAUCGAAACCCUUAACCGACUACAGUUCUAUUUUAGAAACAUAUUCAAAGCUUUUUGAACCCGAAAGUAGUUUUCGGGGCGGUGAAAUUAUAGGAAAUACCGCAAACAAUGCGCGUCGUGAGUUGUCUGCUCUGUUUUCAUCUGAUACCGAACUAUCUGUAUUUGAUACAAAACCGAAGUCUAAAGAUGCCACUUUGCAAAUUCAAGAAAAACAAAAUGCAAAUAAAAACCAGUUCGAAAAUUUAUUGUUUUGUCAUCAAAGUAAAAUUUCACCAGACCUGGGUACACUAUACGCAACUUCCACAGCAACAACUAAUAAACCAGAAACACCGCAGGAUUAUCUUUAUCUCCAGCAGCAACAUGAGAAACAUGAUAGUAAUUUUUUCAUUUCGCCUGCUGCCAUGAUGAAAAUACAAACAGAUUCUCUUUCGGCAAUGAUGAUGAAACCUCCUAAGACCACAUCAUCAACUAUUUCUUCAUUAUCUCGUACACGAGAAACAUCAACAUCUCCUGCCCUUCGAUGUCUAACGCCAACAAAAAGCGGCGCUGGAAGCUCAAACGCAUGCAAUACCACUAAUUUGAAAUAUAAUUUUAGUGCAACUGAUUUAGCUGUUUCCAGUAUACAGUCUAACACAUCCGCUUCGGUUCCUGUAGAAGCUGGUAAUAAUUUAAUAAAGCAUCGAAGGCUCUCGAAUACACCACCUGUUGACCUGAGCUGCCUUUAUGGUGAAGGUCAGUCACCUUUGGGAAAGGGUUACAUGAAAAAACGAAUGGAAUUUUCAUCAAUAGCGGAAUUAGCGGCUCCUCCGCCUACAAAAAUGUCUAAAGUAAAUGAAGACACACUUUCUGUUCUGCAAUGAUACAAUUAUUCAAAAUUUAAAAUUUUGGUAAAACCUACGUGGAGGGUGGUCCAUAUAGUGGUUUAUUUUCGAAAAUUCAAAAAAAUUAACAAAAAUUGUUUUUUUUUUAUCGGUAGAUUAUUGGUUUAUUCGAGCAAACGUUCCCAUUAUUUGUUGAACACGAUUUCAUUCUUGUGGCAGUAGCAUAUGCAGUUAACCUAGUUUUCCUAGACCUUGGUGACGGUUUCUGGCUCUACUAUAUCUUACAAAGGGUUUGCUCGACACUCACCUUAAGGAUCUGAAUCUUUAACGGAUUAUUCGUACAACAUUAGCCCUUCUCGGCAUCCCACGGCGUCAAUUCGCAGCUCGGAAGUGGCCAAUAGACAUCGACGCGACGGCUGAUAACUAGUGAUGGGCGAGUCCGCGAUGUUUAAACAAUCGAGAGAAUCGCCAUCAUUGCAAAAGUAAAAUCGAGUCAAGAAACGACUCGCUGCACGACUGUACAAUCGAGCUGUUUUCGACCGUUUCGAGUAGACUGAUUUAUCAACGACAACUCAAUCGAUAGCUUAUUCAGGUGUGAGUUCAAAAUUUUUAAAAUGCCUCGCUUAAAAAAAAACAAUAGUAUUGGAGUUUUUUAAUAAAAUAUCGGAUCGUGACAGCACAAUAUCAGCUAACUGCAAGUUGUGCAAAUGCGCUAAAAAUAUUUUGGAAUUUCGAAAAGUUGUGAUGCAUAUGGUUGUCGUCGUCUGCCAAUCUUUAAGCAUGGUUGAAGACUGUGGUUUCAAUUAUUCUUCUUCUUAAAUGAUGCGAUAACCGCUUACGCUAUUUUGGCCGGCGCCAGUUGGACACACGAAGUGAAGCCAAGUCCUUCUCCACCUGAUCUUUUGAACACAGAGGAGGGUUUCCUCUUCCACUGCUACCAUCAGCUGGUACCGCAUCGAAAACUUUCAGAGCCGGAGCGGUUAUAUCCUUUCGGACGACAUGAACCAGCCAGUGAAGCCGCUGGAUCUUUAUUCGCUGCGCUAUGUCUAUGUCGUCGUAAAGCUCAUACGGCUCAUCGAUCCAUCGCCUGCGAUAUUUGCCAUCGCCAACGUGUAAAGGUCCAAAAAUCUUCCGCAGAAUUUGGUUUCAUUUAUUUCACAAAAAAUGUAUAACACGUCACAAACUUCCAUCUCCCAAAGUUCUAUCAAAAAGUAUGUUAGCAGAACCAUAUGAUCCCAUGAGUUCGGAUUUCAGGAGCAUGCUGUAGGAGCCAACUAUAUAUAUUUAAGAACCAACUUGCAGACUUUCGACAGCAACCGUUGCUAUAUAACUAUUACGGCACAUUUCAUUUACGACUUUUUAGUUUUGGCAACCGAAGAAGUCAAAACUGGCCAUUCGUAUACUGGUUUAAGAAAGCGUUCAGUAUUGCAGAAAAAAAUGACAAUGCUCCACAAUGGAUUACCAACAAAUUAAGCACAUUACUUGAGAUUCAAAGGGCUUCCGAAGACCGGUAAUACAGAAGAUUAAAGCCAUUUCGACAAAAAAAGUUGCUGCUAUAACUUCCACCACUACACCGAUAACUGCUUAUAUUUUGAUGAUAAAGCAAUAUUUGAAAUGCCUUAUUUCGAUCGUAAGCAGGAUCCAUUACGGCUUUGGGAAAUUCAUCAUUCUAAGUUUCCAGAAAUAUAUACAUAUAUACAGCUUCUAAUUACCUAAAUAUUUCUACAACUUCUGUGCCCUCGGAACAAAUAUUUAGUAAAGCUGGUAUGAUGACCAAUUUGAAGCGAAACAGAUUGGACUCAUAAAGACUGGAUCAACUCUUACUUUUAAGUGAGAAUUUAGACUUGAAUUCUUUGUUUUGAUAUUUAUUAUCAAAUUUAUAUAUACUAAUUGAGAUAAUUGUUGGGUAUACACAGUAAAGAAGAUUUACAGAAAAUAUCGUUUUUUUUGUAAUUACUAUUCGUAACACUAAGACACCUCGUUUUAUGCCCACUUUAUGAAAGGAAAAUUAAAAAAAAAAAAUCCAUAGAAGCAAUAUUUACUAUAACUGAUCUCAUUUUUUUUAUAAACCGACAAGGAUAUAUUUUUUUCUUCCUAAUUAUUAUGUGUAUAAUUCCAAUGAUUCCAGUUAUUCUUUACCUAAAUUGUUACAUGUACAAAUGAAGUUGCCAUGAGCCUCAAGCAGUAUUGCCCACUUUCAAUAAGCUGCAAAACUUGGAAAACCGCUACCGCUUUAAAAGCACUAUUUUUGCUUUUUGUUUUUUGUAUUCAGUGAAAACUUUUAUUUUACAAUAGUUUGUAUUAAACAAAAGUAAAAAAUAAACAUAUAGUGAAUUAUGUAAUUCAACAAUACAAAAUAUAUUCGUUCAUAACGAUUGUGUAAAAAAAUUAGCCUCAAUACAUUUAAAAUAUACAAUAUAUCAUAAAAUUGACUUGAAGUCAUAUUUUGAAUUUCCAUGAACGUGUUUACUAUCGAUGUAACAAUUUACAUCAUCUGGUAUAUUAUGUUGUAAUUGUCACAAUAACAAUUCUGUGGAGCAAUGCAUUUACUGAAAAGAGUCAUACGGUUACAAUUUUUGCUUUGAAAAGUAUUCAUUGCGCUGAGAACGCGAUCAACUUCUGCCUUUCAGUUCAGAGAAAAGCAAUAAAAGGCGAUUGGGCAGUAAACUAUUUUUUUGGCGUUCAAGGAGCCUUAAAUUUAGUGCUUAAGGCAUUAAGUUGGCAACUACGGCCACAAGCUAGUCAGAGAUGUGCCGGUCAAUUGUUGUCUAAAGUUAAACGCGACUAGCGAUUCGUUGCCAGAGAUCGUGAGAGAAAACCAUCGAGAUGUUUUAACAGUGGCUGCCCAGGACCGACUGCGAGAUGUUUUGGUCGAUCGUUUCGAUUGUUAGCUAAUGUUACUUUAACUUGAGCAUAACUAUUCGCGACUGGCAAUUCAUCGCAGGAGAGAAAACAUCGAGACAAUUGAGUAAAAAAUCGCGGACUCGGCCAUCAUUACGAUUACCGAGCUUAACACGCAAGAAAUCGAUUGUGGCAUGGACUAUGUAGCUUGACGCGCCAUCCUGCUGAAACCAAAGAUUGUCCAAGUCCAUGUCUUCAAUUUCCCGCCACAAAAUAUAUUUAUCAUGCCUUGUAACGCUCAUUGUUGACUGAAAUGGUGUUUCCAGCAGCAUCUUGAAGGAAAAAUGGGCUAAUGAUGCUACCGCUCCAAAACCUACACCAAACUGCCACUGCGUGAGAAUGCACUGGUUUCUCGAUGAUCACAAGCGAGUUUUCUGAUCCCCUGAUGAGGUAAUUUUGUUUGGCAACUUAGCCUCCGAAAUGAAGAUGCACCUUGGUUUGAUUUAUUUUCAAUAAACGCAUUAGUUGGGCUACAUAACAUUAACUUGCAAUAUUCCUCUACGUUGCUCAAGCGUAAAGCGACUGAUUUUGUCCCCCCGGGAUAUGAUACUAACCUUCUGUCAAAGAUUUCCAUGGAAAAAGAGGUGUCACUGGCAAAAUAGCAUAUGAUUAAAAAACACUAUAUAGGGCACCCUGAAUAUUCUGCUAUAUUUUUUAGUAUUAAAUAAGUUGAUAUCAUUUAUAUGUAAGCUGGCAAUAUAAAAAUUUUUGUUAUAUAAUUCGAUUUGUUUAUGUCCUACAGUUUAUAGCUAUUAACAAAACUAUUUAAUUUCGAAUGAAGUAUUUUGAACAAUGUUUUUAUACUAAAACAGCAAAAUAUACUGAACUAUCUUAUAAUUAAAUUAAAUAAAAAUAUAUUAUGCUUGCACCAAA
This is a messenger RNA of Anastrepha ludens (Mexican fruit fly), 7503 nucleotides long. RefSeq names its product MPN domain-containing protein CG4751. The record is from RefSeq and is a predicted model, not a curated record. Gene Ontology annotation, molecular function: polyubiquitin modification-dependent protein binding; metallopeptidase activity. Gene Ontology annotation, cellular component: BRCA1-A complex; BRISC complex. NCBI's taxonomy places the organism in Eukaryota, Metazoa, Arthropoda, Insecta, Diptera, Tephritidae. The transcript has 8 exons. Gene Ontology annotation, biological process: double-strand break repair. Bases 142 to 3768 code for a protein of 1208 amino acids.